GGGAAAAAAGGUUGAAGUUGCACACAAUCUGAUUUUUUCUACUAAAAUUUUCUCCAUCUUUUUUUUCUUUUUUGAAAACUCAAAUUGAAAAACAGUUUCCAAGCUUUUUUCUCACAUUUAGCUUUUGAAGAUGAGCAAGGGAUCGCAUUCAAAAGAAGAGGCAACAAGUGAUAACGCCAAGAUUUAUGUCAAAGAAAUAAAGGCUGCGUUUAAAGAUGAGAAGCACAAGUUCAACGAGUUUUUAAAAGCUAUGAAAGAUUUCAAGAAAAAAAGAAUUAGCGUAGCACGUAUGCUUACAAGAGUGAAGAAAUUGUUUGAAGGGCAUCGAGAAUUGUUAUUGAAAUUCAAUACAUAUUUGCCAGAGGAAUUUGAGAUUACACCUCCAUCAGAGAAGCCACUAGUGGAUAUAGAAUAUGCUAGAAAAUAUUUGGACAAGGUGAAGACUCGAUUUCAAGAUGAUCCUGACGUUUACCAAUCGUUUGUAGCUAUACUGAUUAUGUAUAGACACAAAGAAAAGAGUAGUGAGGAGAUUGCACAAAUGAUUUUUUCACUUUUUGAAGACCAAUAUGAUCUCGUUGAUGGGUUUAUGGAAUUUCUUCCAUGAUGUAGCUUGUGAUGAGUUAAUAAAUACUUAUGGUAUGAUUAUAGAGAGAAUUUUGUUAUUUUAAAUUUUUUUUAAUGUGUUGUAAUUUCUGACUUCAAAUAAACUACCGUUU
Molecule: messenger RNA, 716 nt
Organism: Lathyrus oleraceus (garden pea)
Lineage: Eukaryota; Viridiplantae; Streptophyta; Magnoliopsida; Fabales; Fabaceae
Product: paired amphipathic helix protein Sin3-like 3
Exons: 5
Coding region: 131-604 (157 amino acids)
Biological process (GO): negative regulation of transcription by RNA polymerase II
Cellular component (GO): chromatin; histone deacetylase complex
Molecular function (GO): transcription corepressor activity
Source: RefSeq, a predicted model, not a curated record